AUGGAGGAUACUGUCUCGGACCUUGCAGCCCAGAAGAUUAGGGAGUUGUUCGCUAUUUGUGGAGUUGAAAACAGCGAGGAGCUUCUGAGGUCACUUACUACGCAUGCUGUGAACCAUCUUCGCGAAGCCCAGCUCAGAACUGGAAAAUGCAGCGGGACCGAGUCUAUCUCUCGGCUAAAAGCAACGACACUCGAAACACCCCUCACUCCGCCAAAUGACACGCGUGGAUCUGAGCGCCUUGAGAAACUGGCUGCAACGGAGGGCAGAACGACCUACAAUGAUAUGGCCGGUACAGGGGAACGGAAAAAGAGGAAGCGAAAAAGCCGCCAUGGCUUUAAAUUAAUGGAUCGGCAACCCGGAGCGCCUAGAAGCUGUGAAAGUGGGAUUUCUAGCGACAAUUCUCCCCAGAGAACUCUGUCGCCUCAAACAUAUCAAACGUCUGAAGCCGACGAAACUUUGCCAAUACCCUGCGAUAGCCCCUUGCCGUCAUUUUUUGAUUCGGCCUACGAAAUGAAGAUCAUGACAACGAUAAUUAUGGAAUGUGUUAAAUCGAACUCCGCUAUAGCGAAGUACGGACAACGCAUCAGCUCAGCUGUGAUAUCAACCGAGCUGGCAAAGAUACAGGAGUAUGUCGACAAGUUGUCCAGAUACGCUUAUGAUGAGGCGAUUGAAAAAAUUCGGAGAGACACCGCUUUCAGCGCCGGCAAAGCAAUACAGACCAAUUACAACGAAACCAUUUUUUGGCCAAUAAUCCUUAAAUGCGCCGCUUUGAUCGAUCCCGCAAUAUUGCCCCCCGCCAAAGGCCCGGUCGAUGGAUUCUCUAUGGCGGAAAAAGCUGCUACCCGGAAGUUUAUGGAGGAUAUCGGCCAUAGCUUGGGCUCCGAGAAUCAGCGAUAA
Molecule: messenger RNA, 897 nt
Organism: Penicillium waksmanii
Lineage: Eukaryota; Fungi; Ascomycota; Eurotiomycetes; Eurotiales; Aspergillaceae
Exons: 3
Coding region: 1-897 (298 amino acids)
Source: RefSeq, a predicted model, not a curated record